UUCACCUGGCAGUUCAAUCUACAAUCGCGGCCAAGGAGGUUCCGCGGUCGGACGCCUCUUUAUUCUAACCGGGACUUAGCGCGCGCGAUAACAGAAGAAAAAGAGCAACAAACUCUCAUCACUUACUAAAAAUUUCCACCAAAAUUUAUUUUUUUUCAAAAAUGAAACUACCAAAAAUCGAAAUUAAUCAAUGAACAACAAAAAAUUUACACUGGAUUUACGAAUGGCGGGAGAAAGUACGAGAAAUUGUGGAUAAAAAAUUACUAUAAUAUCAAAAUAUCAAGAAAAAAAUUAUGUCGUUUUGAAAAUAAUUUUAAAAAAAAAAAAUCGUGAAUGUAUUGUGUGCUUUUAUAAAUGAUCUGGAAAAAAAAUUGUCCCCUUUAGUGUGCUAGUUUUUUUCUUCGUACCUUUAACAAUCACCUGCAACUUUCGUCUCUCGCGAAACGUUUUUUUUUUUAUUUUUAUUUACCCGGCAUCGUUCGAUCUCGCCGGAGAAAUUCGGGUGAACGCAUCCGCAGCGUUUCUGCCUGUUUAAAAAAAGCGAAGAGCGAACCGAGUGUUCACCUUAUAAUUUCGCAGUCUACCGGUAAACAUUGACAGGAAUCACGUGGCCCACCUGUUAACUGUGUCCGCGAAGCACAUAAAAAAGUGUUGAAAUAUUCUUUAAAAAAAAAAAAAAAAAAUACAAAGAAGUUUGAACUCUCCAACAUGGAUACAAUUGUCGAGAAGAUGGGCAAACUAAAUUUGAGAAUUCCGAAUAUCUCAAGUUGCCCUGUCAAGAGUCCACAACCUCUAAAGGAAUUUGUUGGCCGCUGUCAAACAAUGCCUUCUCGAGUUAAAAAGUCUUUUUGUGGAUGCUUACAGGAUGAUGAACCGCCGGAAAUCACCUACUGUGUUGUGGAGCAGACGGGCACACUCACGCUUCAAGCGAUGACACCAACUUUGCCAAUGCCAGCCGAAGAGGAAUUGAACAAGAUGUUUUUGGAGCUUGUUGAUGAACUGGACCUAACCCAAGCAAACAGACAAGCCGUACUUGCACUUCCGGCAAAUAAGAAGUGGCAGAUCUACUGUUCCAGAAAGAGUAACGGCACCCUUGAAAACGGAGGAAUGCGAACCACUGACCUCAGCGGUGAUCCCGAAGAUUACAUCGAAAGAGUCAGAAUUAUAGCGAGUGCACCAUUUCCAGAGGAAGGCGAAGAAAUUUCAAAUCAAAUGCGACAAGUGGAAGCCCUAAAAACUGCCCUGAGAACUCAACCUCACAGUUUUGUUCUUAGAUUCAUAGAAUUAGAUGGUUUAAAUUCACUCUUACAAGUUUUGGGAACAAUGGACCCGGAAGCUGGAAACAGUAAUCUUCAUACUAGCGUAAUAGGAUGUCUAAAAGCCUUGAUGAACAACUCGAAUGGAAGAGCACACGUUUUAGCUCAUCCAACAGCCAUCAAUACAAUUUCCCAGUCGCUGGCGACUGAAAAUAUCAAGACAAAAAUUGCAGUUCUCGAAAUUCUCGGCGCUGUUUGUCUCGUACCUGGUGGUCAUCGAAAAGUUCUCGAGGCAAUGCUUCAUUUUCAACAAUAUCACUCGGAGAGGGCAAGAUUUCAAAGUAUUAUCAACGAUUUGGACAAGAAUUUUGGAAUCUAUAAAGAUAAUUUAUCGCUGAAAACGGCAAUAAUGUCGUUUAUCAAUGCAGUGCUGAAUUAUGGUCCGGGACAAGUGACCUUAGAAUUUCGAUUACAUCUAAGAUACGAAUUGCUGAUGCUGGGAAUUCAGCCAAUUAUUGAAAAACUUAGAAAAUAUGAAAAUGAAACACUAGAUAGGCAUUUAGAUUUUUUUGAAAUGGUGAGAAAUGAAGAUGAAAAAGAAUUGGCGAGAAAAUUUGAAAAGGAGCAUCUUGAUACAAAAAGUGCCACUGCCAUGUUUGAUCUCUUGAGACGAAAAUUGAGUCACACUGCUGCUUAUCCUCAUCUAUUGAGUUUAUUGGAGCAUUGUAUUCUACUACCUUUGGACUAUGGUUCCUAUCCACAGCAUUGGCUCCUAUUCGACAGAAUAGUACAACAAAUUGUUCUUCAAUCGGAAGGAAGCGAAGCGGGUACCACGAGAAAUCCCGAUGUGGCCCCAAUUGAAAUUAACGUUAAGGAAAUCGUUCACCUUCUCGCUAAAGAAGAGGAACUUGUCGCAGCACGAAAAAAAGCUGAGGAAUUGGAGCGAGAAAAUUCCGAAAUGUCUUCAAGACUCGCGAAAAAAGAGCAGGAACUAGAUAUCAGAACACAGGAAAAAGAAGAUAUGGAGGCGAGUUUAGCGAGAGUUAAAGAGCGCCUAGAGAAGGAGACGUCAAUGCAUAUCGAGACAAAGCAGAGAAUUUCAGAAUUACAGGAUAGCAUGGAAGCACUUUCGCGUCAAGUGAAUAACGAAAAGUCUGAGAGGAAACGUCUGGAGCAGUUAGUCGCUUCCGGAAGUCUACCAGAUGAUGCCAAAGCAACAAUAAAAAUAGUCGAGGACGAAGUAAUUCAAAAGGUUGAGGCGAAACCAACUCCACCCCCACCGCCUCCACCUCCUUUGGCACCACCACCUCCACCUUGUUUAAUGCCCGCGGCACCUCCUCCAAUGAAGGUGGGAAUUGUCAAAAAUGUUCCCCAACCCAGUAAUCCUCUCAAGUCUUUUAAUUGGUCCAAAAUACCGGAGCAAAAAUUACAGGGAACUAUUUGGUCCGAAUUAGAUGAUUCAAAACUCUAUAAUAUCAUGGAUUUGGAAUCGAUUGAUAAAAUUUUCUGCGCAUAUCAAAAGAAUGGUGUAUCAACUGAGGGUUCCAUUGAAGAUUUACGAAAUCUUGGGAAAAAUAAAAAGACAAUGUCAGUUAUUGACUCGCGAAGAGCGCAAAAUUGCACAAUUCUAUUGUCUAAAUUGAAAAUGUCUGAUAACGAAAUUACAAGGACCAUUUUAUCAAUGGAUCAGCAGAAUAUUUUGCAUAUUGAUAUGGUUGAACAAUUGUUAAAAUACAUUCCAUCGUCUGAAGAGGCUGCUCUUUUGGAUAUGAACCAAAAAGAACUGCAGAGCAGAGCCGAUUGCUUCCUUUACCAAAUAUCAAAAGUUCCACAUUACGAGCAAAGGCUAAGAUCGUUGCAUUACAAAAAGAAGUUCUCCGCCAGCAUAUCGGAAUUGACGCCAAGAAUGCGAGCUGUACUUGAAGCGAGUCGACAAGUUGCAAGAUCCCGGAGGCUGAGGAAAAUCUUGGAACUCGUUUUGGCUUUAGGAAAUUAUGUAAAUCGCGGAAAUGCCCGAGGAAACGCUUGUGGCUUCAGAUUAUCUUCCUUGAAUAGAUUAGUUGAUACUAAAUCAUCGUGUUCUAAAGGGACAACUCUACUUCACUAUCUAGUACAAAUGUUGGAGACCAGAUUUAGAGAGGUAUUGGAUAUCGAGGAAGAUAUGCCCCAUGUGAGGACCGCUGCCCGUGUGAGCAUGGCCGAUCUUCAACGAGAAGUAGCUAAUUUGAAAAAUGGCUUGCAAGACGUACAGCGAGAAAUUGAAUUUCAUCGCGGUCAAUCACAAGUACUCCAGGGAGACAUGUUUUUACCAGCAAUGCGCGAUUUUCAAGCUCAAGCUACCUGCAGACUUGCAGAAGCUGAGGAUUUGUUCCAAGACAUGAAAACAAGAUUUGAUAGAGCUGUGAGACUCUUUGGUGAAGAUUCAGCCGGAGUACAACCUGACGAGUUUUUCGGAAUUUUCGAAAAUUUCCUACAAGCCUUGGCCGAGGCUAGACAAGAUGUAGAAAAUAUGCGAAAAAAAGUAGAAGAAGAUGAGCGAAGGUCAAAACAAGAACAAGAGCUAAAAAAACGCACUAUGGAACGAAAAAAUUCACGAGAAGGAAUUCUAAAUAGUAUUUCUAUCAAUAAGAAGAACGAAGCAAAUACAAAUGGCCAAAACGAUAAUAAAGGAGAAUUUGACGAUUUGAUAUCGGCACUACGAACGGGUGAUGUUUUUGGUGAAGAUAUCGCGAAAUUCAAAAGAUCGAAGCGUCGACCUGUUACACCGAGUAGUCAAGAAGUACGUAGACAUAGUGCCCAUAGAGAAGAUUCACGAGAAAGGCACUAAAAACACCAAUUUAACACGAACAUAUUUUUCGUUUCAUCAUUUUUUUUAUAGUGUUUGAAUCUCAUAUUGAAUUACAAUUAACAGUGAUAAUACAUUUGUAGUUUACAUUUAAUUAUCGAAUUGAAAUUUCAAUUCCGUUUAUUUCAUGUAUGAAAUGGAAAAAAUCAUUCUUAGGGAGAAAAAAAGAUUCCAAUUUUGAAAAAAAGUGAAAUGAACUUCUAGUGCCAAGAUAAAGGUUGAAAUUCUUUUUUUUUAUUGAGGUGGAAAUACCUGUUGAUAUUUCGGAACUAUUCCAUAGGCUGUUAAAGAGUAGAUGAACUUGUAUUUUCAUUUUCUGUUUGUAAAGAAAAUGAAUCGAGCACAAAAUGAAAAAAACGAGUUUAUAAAAUAUAGUUGUUAAGCAAAAGACGUAUCACAUUGAAUUUAAAAAGAAAAAAAAAGCUUUGGACUGAAUUUAAUAUUGAAAGAAUAUUAAGAAGCGGAAAGAUAAAGUAGAUGAAGAAAAUAAAAAAAAAUAUUAGAGAUCGAGUGAAUGUUGAAUGACUCUGCGACUAAACGAAUGUAUUGUAGAGAAAAUGCGAACUCUAGUUAUUGCUCGUAAAUUUUAGAUUUAUGUAUAGAAAAAAACAUUUAAGAAAUAAUUCGUAUUGUUUUUACAAGAGAGAAAAAUUAUAAAUUCGUGGGAACAAGAGAGACUAUACAAUUAAAAAAACACAAUUCAAAUUAGUGAGAAUUUUUCUCCAAAUCGAGAAUUCAAUCACGUGAUAAUUUAAUUUUUGUAUAUAUAGUCAUUAUGUACCUUUAUACAAUAUCAGUAAGAAACUACGCAAAAUUCAUUUAAAAUCUAUUCAUCAUUUAAAUAUUUUGAAAAUUAAGAAUAGUUUUACGUUCAGAAAAAUUGCUAUUGACAAAAAAAACAAUAGGUACAAAACUAAAAAAAAAUUGUCUUGAUGAUAAUGAAGAAUAAUUUGUCGCGAUAAAAAAAACCAACAUUCGAAUAAUUGAUUCCUAUAUCAAUUUAGUUAUAUAAUUGUUAUUUGAUAGCGAAAGUUCAACAGAAACAAAUAAUCAAAAAUGGCCUAUAAUUGAUAUUUUUAACAAUUGAUACAAUUGUCAAUUUAAGUCUGAUUUUGUAUUCUUUUAUACGCGGGGUUGGUGUAUAAAAUUUGAAAACUGAGACUUCUUGCAGAAUUAUUAUAAUACAAAUUUCCGAAAUUUUUAUCAUUAUAUAUAUAUAUUAUAAAUAUAGGUGUAGAGAGACUUCUAUAAUCACUGUAAAGAAGUCCAUGUUUUGUAUUUAAAGUUUUGUACUUUUGUAAAUAUUCGAUAUAUUUAUAUAGUUACGUCAUUCUGAUAAAUUCUUUAAUUGGAAUGUAUAAUCGAUUAAUAUAUUCCUGAACAAUUGCUAUCAUAUGUAUAAUUAAUAUAUAAAAAAUAUAUGUACGACAAAUCAAAA
Leptopilina heterotoma is the source of this 5539-nucleotide messenger RNA. RefSeq names its product disheveled-associated activator of morphogenesis 1 (gene DAAM). The coding region runs from base 709 to 4083 and encodes 1124 amino acids. The record is from RefSeq and is a predicted model, not a curated record. The transcript has 12 exons. Lineage: Eukaryota; Metazoa; Arthropoda; Insecta; Hymenoptera; Figitidae. Gene Ontology annotation, molecular function: actin binding; small GTPase binding. Gene Ontology annotation, biological process: actin cytoskeleton organization; positive regulation of actin filament polymerization.